GCCGAGGGCCGGACAGAAGGAGCCUGUUUUGCUCCAGCGGGCAGGAGGAGCUGUUUCCGACUCAGCUGUCGUCGUCGGGCCAGGCGGCAUGAGCGGGCCGGGGCUGCCCGUGAGCGGCGGGGCGUCGGGUCUGCCUCCGCUGCCCAAGAGCCUGAGCGGGCUGCUGAAUUCCUCCUCCAGUGGGGGCCCGGGCGGGCGCUGGCGGGACCUGGAGCGGCUCUACGCGCAGAAGUCCCGCAUCCAGGAUGAGCUGAGCCGGAACGGAGGGGGUCGGGGCUCCCCGCGGCCGCCCAAACCGCCGAAUCUGGACGCGGCUCUGGCCCUCCUCCGAAAAGAGAUGGUUGGCCUCCGGCAGCUAGAUAUGUCACUACUGUGUCAACUCUACUCCCUUUAUGAAUCAAUACAAGAAUAUAAAGGUGCUUGCCAAGCUGUAUCAAAUGCAGACUGUGUGUAUGCUCUGGAAAAUGGUUUUUUUGACGAAGAGGAAGAAUAUUUCUAAGAAUACUGUGCCACUGCCAGGAUCGGAGUGUGGAGGGAACUUGUAGUCAUGACAUCAUCAGUGCCUACCGGAACGUUUAAGUUCAUCCCUGCCUUGUAUUGGAGGAAAUGCACUCUGCAACCUGUUUAUUUCUGGUGUACUGUCAACCCAGGUUUCACACUGUGCUAAUCUUACUUUCGGAAAGCAACAUGCAACAAGCUUUGAAGUGUCCUAAAGUACAUCUGACAGACCACAUCAGUCUAAUUUAUGCACUGGGUGAUUUCAGCUUGAACAUGUUGGCAAACUUGGAUUAUGCAAGAAAGAAAUCAACAUUCUGACAUGUAAAAUGGUAGUUAAUGUAACUACCUAGAGUAUGUGCAUUUGCAGUAAUAGAGAACAGGAAUCUUGGCUUAAAAAAAUCAUUGAACAUCCGAAACUAUGGAGCCGGUUCUAGUACACUACUAGAUGUACCUUCUUAACAGUAUCUCAGAUAUUCUGUAAAAGCUGCUUUAUCAUACCUCCUUUCUCUUCAGUCGAGGCUUAUUGUACAUGUAUUAGUGAAUUUAACUUUUUCUUCUAGUGAUCCAGUUCAUUUUCACUUUUGAUAUUGUCAGUAUUCGUUACUUAUUGAAACCAAUAUAAUCGGACUGGUUUUUGUAUAUUUAUACUCAAAUACAGUAACAAGCCAACAGUCUGCCUCAUUUUGUGUGGCUCAACAAGUUUACACAAGUAACAUUUAGUUAACUUAUUAUGCAAACUUCACGGGUAGCAAAUGUGAAGAAAUACCACACAAACUCAUAUCAACAUCAAUAUUUUAUAUUCAUUAAAUUGCAGCUUGUGAACUUGUUUCUUACAAAUCAAAGAAACCUGUAUAAAGAGUUUGUAGAAUAUUAAUAUCAUAACUUUUAUACUACUAUAACUGAAAGAAUUAACACUUGAACAGUAAUUUAUUAAACUUUCUAUCAUUAAUUUA
Molecule: messenger RNA, 1451 nt
Organism: Sphaerodactylus townsendi
Lineage: Eukaryota; Metazoa; Chordata; Lepidosauria; Squamata; Sphaerodactylidae
Gene: FAM89A
Product: family with sequence similarity 89 member A
Exons: 2
Coding region: 89-499 (136 amino acids)
Source: RefSeq, a predicted model, not a curated record